Molecule: messenger RNA, 873 nt
Organism: Dendrobium catenatum
Lineage: Eukaryota; Viridiplantae; Streptophyta; Magnoliopsida; Asparagales; Orchidaceae
Product: probable calcium-binding protein CML10
Exons: 1
Coding region: 113-673 (186 amino acids)
Molecular function (GO): calcium ion binding
Source: RefSeq, a predicted model, not a curated record
CCUCUAAUUCGAUACCUUUUUCUAGGUCCUCUAAGAACGGAAAAACUAUUCACCUCCCCUCUUCGGUUGGGAAACGAAACAGAUCUCUCUCUUCCUCUUCUUCGAUUUUCCGAUGGGGAAACUCCGGUCCCUGCUCCGGCGCCGAAGAAAAUCAAAGGCCACCACGUCCAGUGGAGAGGUUUCGGAGCCAACUUCGCCGGAAGCCGCUGCAGUGGCGACACAAGAGGAGCUCGAACUCGUUUUCCGGAAAUUUGACUCUAACGGGGACGGAAAGAUCUCGUCAUCGGAGCUAGGGGCCAUCUUCGAAAGCCUAGGGCACGCGGCGUCGGCUGAGGAGCUCGCUCAAAUGAUGAGCGAGGUCGAUGCCGACGGUGAUGGCUUCAUCAGUUUUGAGGAGUUUGUGGAUCUGAAUACCAGCAAGGUCGAUUCCACAGCGGCGCUCGAGGAUCUCCGCCACGCUUUUUCCGUCUUCGAUCUUGAUCGCAACGGAUCGAUAUCGGCGGAGGAGCUCGCGCGCGUGAUGCGCGGCCUCGGCGAAGGGGUUUCCGUCGCGCAGUGCCGGAAGAUGAUCGAUGGCGUCGAUAAGGAUGGCGACGGCCUCGUUAGCUUCGAGGAGUUCAAGGUCAUGAUGUCCAAAUCCCCCAUCGCAGCAUCGAUCACCAGGAUCGAGUGAGCCAAUCUUGAUCUCUAUUCUCUUCUCGCAAUUUAUCUGUUUCUUUUUUAUAGCGAAUAGUCUGGAUCUGACCGAAAAGAAGCCUGCAAAAUUCCUAAUCUGUACAUAUGUGGAAGAUUGGUUUCUCGUUCUUGCGACAUAAUUUUUUUCCCUUUCUCUGGUCGUUUUCUAUUUUACCUGAAUUUUCGGUCCUAUUUUAA